Molecule: messenger RNA, 360 nt
Organism: Rotaria sordida
Lineage: Eukaryota; Metazoa; Rotifera; Eurotatoria; Philodinida; Philodinidae
Source: the annotation of a GenBank genome assembly
AUGACUUAUCUUGAUGCUGAUCGUUGGGAAGAAUUGAUUUUGAAAUAUUUACCUCAAUUAGAGAAAUUUUAUUCAAAGUAUGAGAUAUUUUUUAAUAUUGAUGAUGAAAAUUCAAUGUAUCUCGGCAAAUCAUAUCAAUUAGCAUCGUCAUUUUGGAUUGGACGAAAAUGGGUAUCAGAAACUGUAGCACUGAUUUAUCAUUUGAAAAUUCGUAACAAUCGCUUUAAUGGUACAUUAAUUGAAAUAUUAUAUUUAUUACGAGAACUUGAUUCAUUACAAAUUUCUUCUAUGUCAUUAUCACAAUCAGAAUAUUUAUCUAUUGAUGAAGUAGAAGUCGAUGCUAUUUCGAAGAAGAAUUAA